UCCUCCCUCUCUGUAAGUCAUAAGUGCUGUUUCUGCAGUUAUAUCUUUCUCUCUUUUUAUCUCUCUCUCCAGUAUUUAAAUAGAGAAGUAAUAUAGACAAAGUGGUAGUGAGAUGAUCAUGUUCGAGUCAAGAAGCAGUGUGAGAGGUUCAAACUCAGUCCCAGAUCUGUCUCUUCAGAUCAGCCUUCCAAACUCUCACGCCGAGAAACCCCUUCACGGCAGUGAACGGAGCUUCACCACAAGCAGUGACUCCGGAAGCAGCCUCAGUGAGUUAAGCCAUGAGAACAGCUUCUUGAAGAAACAUCUCUUGAGCCUAGGCUUUGAUCAUCAUCAUCCAUAUCAUCAUCAUCAGAGGCACAGCUCAAACAUGUUCCAACCACAAAUCUACGGACGAGAUUUCAAGAGAACCUCAUCUUCUGUGGUUAGUCUUAAACGAAGUAUCCGAGCUCCAAGAAUGAGAUGGACUUCUACUCUCCAUGCUCAUUUCGUCCAUGCUGUUCAACUUCUUGGAGGCCAUGAAAGAGCAACGCCUAAAUCAGUCUUGGAGCUGAUGAAUGUGAAGGAUCUAACCCUAGCUCAUGUCAAGAGUCACUUGCAGAUGUAUAGAACAGUGAAAUGCACUGAUAAAGGAUCAUCAGGAGAAAGAAAGGUGGAGAAAGAGGCAGAGCAGAAGACAGAGGACAAUAAUAAUAAUAAUGAAGACGCUGACGCUGACCCAAUUUCGCCAAACUCACCAUCUGUGCAAAAGACCCAAAGAUCUCCUUGGUCUUCCACUAAGGGAGUGUCUAUGAGCAUAUCACAAGCAGAUCCUCACAUGGAAAUAUAUCGUAUCACUAAGGAUGAUGUGGAGAAAGAUCAUCUCAGCUUGGAAUUCACCUUGGGGCGGCCGAGUUGGGGGAUAGACCAUGUGUAAAUCAUCCAGCGAUCUAACCUUUAUCAAGUGCUAAUUGUUUCACUUGGAGAACUACAAUAAAUUAAUAAGUCAGCUUAGUUAUUUUUUAAUCAGCUUAGUUAUAUCUAUUUAACAUAUUAACUUGUUUGAUCAUAUGGACUUUGGAAGAAUCAUUAUCAUCUUAUAUGUACGAUCUUCCGUACUGUUCACGAGAUUUUUGUGAUGCAUAAACAAGGGAUUUGGGUUAAGUAGUAGGCAUGGUAUUGUGGUAGU
This is a messenger RNA of Brassica oleracea var. oleracea, 1165 nucleotides long. Its product is annotated as probable transcription factor KAN4. The record is from RefSeq and is a predicted model, not a curated record. Bases 113 to 913 code for a protein of 266 amino acids. Gene Ontology annotation, cellular component: nucleus. The transcript is spliced from 6 exons. Gene Ontology annotation, molecular function: transcription cis-regulatory region binding. NCBI's taxonomy places the organism in Eukaryota, Viridiplantae, Streptophyta, Magnoliopsida, Brassicales, Brassicaceae. Gene Ontology annotation, biological process: abaxial cell fate specification; regulation of DNA-templated transcription.